This is a messenger RNA of Entrophospora candida, 513 nucleotides long. NCBI's taxonomy places the organism in Eukaryota, Fungi, Glomeromycota, Glomeromycetes, Entrophosporales, Entrophosporaceae. The record is from the annotation of a GenBank genome assembly.
AUGAAGUUAUUUGAAACCACACAUGUUUUUUCUUAUCCUUGGUCCAAAGUUUCAACAGCACAUUGGCAAAAAUAUCCAAAUGAAAAUUGUUCACAUGUAGUAGGAACUGAUGUAUUGGAUCGAUAUGUAGAUAAAGAAACUGGUGUUUUAAAAACUGAACGUUUAAUGCAAUUACGGAAUCAAAAUAUACCAAGUUUUUUUAAUAGAAUAUUUGGUAAUUUAACAGAAACUUAUGCUAGAGAGAUAAGUGAGGUUGAUCCUAAGAAGAAAGUUUUGAAAUUGACAAGUACAAAUCUUACUAUGAGAAAUAUUAUUAAUGUAUCAGAAGUUGUUACCUAUACCCAAGAUCCUGAUGAUCCAUCUAGAACUAUAUUUAAGCAAGAAGCAAAAAUUAAUUGUGGUGAAUCGAUUCAUAGAUUUGCUAAUCAUAUAGAAGAAUUUUUUGUUCAAAGGUUUAAAGAGAAUUCAAUGAAAGGUCGUCAAGGAUUUGAGAGUGUGUUGGAAAACGUAUGA